This is a messenger RNA of Chironomus riparius, 1245 nucleotides long. The record is from the annotation of a GenBank genome assembly. NCBI's taxonomy places the organism in Eukaryota, Metazoa, Arthropoda, Insecta, Diptera, Chironomidae.
GAAAGCUAAAGUGUAGGAAGUCUUUGUCAAUUAUAAAAUAAAAAUUAAGUAAAGCAUGAAAAAAAUCCAGUGUAAUUAUUCUUAUGGCCGCUGUCAUAACUACUUAAAUUUAUACAAGUGUGAGAUAAAAGACUCUGUACUUGAUGAGGAUGAAGAUUGGUCAUUUGAUGGAAAACAUUUACAAUUUAAAACUAAUCUAGAUGUUGGUUUGUUAGUUCUUAGUGGAAAGUCAUUAACAAAAGUUCCACAAGGUCUUUUAAAAUAUUUUCCAAACAUUAUAGCUUUGGAAAUUCGAGAAUCGAGUGUGAAAAGCUUAACCAAAAGUGAUAUUGCUGAAUAUAAGAAACUUCAAAUGUUCAUAUUUGAGCUUAACCCAAUUGAGUUUCUUCCUGGAAACUUGUUUGAAGAUUUUGAUCAUUUAUUUUAUAUUUCAUUUUCAUCUUGCAAUUUGUUAACGAUUGAGCCAUUUAUUCUGGAUUUUUUUCAUAUAUUCUUCACUGGAUAUCAUUUUGUGAAAUUUUUGAAUAAUCCAAACUAUCAUAUACAGCAAACCGGGAGGACUUUUUCUGGACUCAAUGGGAUCAAAACAGAACUAUUCAGGAAAUACUACACAUUAUAUCCUCAUGUUCAGGCAUCACCGCAGCAAAUGAUUCAAAAUACUCUCACAAAUGAUUUCAAAAAUUUCUUGAAUAAUGAAAAUUUUAAAGAUUUAAAAAUAAAAAUUGACAAUCGAGAAUUUCGCGUUCACAAAUUUCUGCUUGCUGCUAGAAGUUCAGUUCUUGCUGAAAUGAUUCUUAACAAUCCAGAUGUUGAAAAUUUAAAUCUUGUUGAUAUUUCGGUGGAAACAUUUGAGCAAGUUUUACAUUUCAUUUAUAAUGAUGAGCUUCGAGAUAAAGAGGAAAUUAAUUCAUUCAGGAACCUGUUUGCAGCUGCUGGUCGAUUAAAUAUAGAAGUACUUAAAAAUAUUGCAGCUGCACAUCUUCUUGAGGAAAUUGAUUCAGAUAAAGCAAUGAGCAUAUUGAGUUUAAGCAAUAAAUACAAUCAUGAUUUGUUGAAGGAUGAAGCUUUUAAAUUUAUUGAGAAAACGAACUCUUUCAUGACAUUUAAGUCUGAAUGGGCAAAUCAACCGGAUAUGUUGAGUAAACUUAUUAAAAUUCAUAGAGAAAAAGAGGAAGUAAUUAAGAAGUUCGAAGAGGAAUAUCAAAAAUUGACCAGCAGCACUGAAAAUAUCAAAAAUUGAAAAUU